This is a messenger RNA of Gracilinanus agilis (Agile Gracile Mouse Opossum), 564 nucleotides long. Its product is annotated as lithostathine-1-like. Lineage: Eukaryota; Metazoa; Chordata; Mammalia; Didelphimorphia; Didelphidae. Gene Ontology annotation, biological process: venom-mediated disruption of cell wall in another organism; response to peptide hormone; antimicrobial humoral immune response mediated by antimicrobial peptide. Bases 1 to 564 code for a protein of 187 amino acids. The transcript has 6 exons. Gene Ontology annotation, molecular function: signaling receptor activity; peptidoglycan binding; oligosaccharide binding. The record is from RefSeq and is a predicted model, not a curated record.
AUGCCGGGAAUCAAUCUAUUCUGUAUCAAUUCUGAGGCAAUGCUGCCCCUCAACUUCUCAGGGCUUCUGUUGGCCUGCCUGCUGCUCAUAGGCCUGGCCCAUGGUGAAGAUGCCCCUGCUGCUGCUGCUGCCCCUGCUGCUGCUGCUGCCGCCGCUGUUAGAAGAUCCUGUCCUGAAGGGUCCAAGGCAUUUGGUUCCAACUGCUAUGGUUUCUUCAGUAUAGAAAGCAGUUGGGAUGAUGCAGAGAUAAGCUGCCAGAGAGACACCUUGGGCCACCUAGUUUCCCUCAUGAAUGGGGCUGAAGCUUCCUUUGUGGCCUCCUUGGUGGCUGAGAGUGGGGGCAGCCGGAAGCCCAUCUGGACUGGCCUUUAUGACCCUAACAAGAACCGCCGCUGGAGAUGGAGCAACAAUGCCUUAUUCACCUACAGUGCCUGGGCUUCCAAUGCCCCAAGCAGCUCCAGUCCUGGACACUGUGCGUCUUUGACAACAGAGUCAGGAUUCAAAAAUUGGAAAGAUUUUGCAUGCUCAACCAAGAACUAUUACAUCUGCAAGUUCAAAGCCUAG